Messenger RNA from Fusarium vanettenii 77-13-4, 2980 nucleotides. RefSeq lists its product as uncharacterized. Lineage: Eukaryota; Fungi; Ascomycota; Sordariomycetes; Hypocreales; Nectriaceae. The record is from RefSeq and is a predicted model, not a curated record. The coding region runs from base 191 to 2272 and encodes 693 amino acids. Gene Ontology annotation, molecular function: calcium ion binding; NADH dehydrogenase activity. The transcript is spliced from 2 exons.
CAUAUCCCUCCCGCGCGUUUAUUCGAUCUCCUUUGGUGAUCCAUUGAGCAGUCGCAACCUCACGGGCACGCUCACAAGAUUCGCUUCUUUCUUGACCACGUCAUGAGCUGUCACUGAGCUCCCCUCCCACUUCUCUGAUCCUUUCGACAACGAUCAAUCCCACGUUUCCACGUGAACGAGCAGCGCAAUCAUGCCCGCUUCCACCCUCAUGGCCGCACGACUGGCUCGUGCUGGUCGUACCAGAGCUAUUGCCAGCUCUCGAUCUAUAAUAUCUCCCAUUACCCCUCGUUCGCUCUAUUCGGCUCAAUCGCGAACCUUUGUGAAGCUCUCAGGGGCCUCACCGUCGAUAACCAAGAAAUCCCAGGUUACAAGCCGAACUACUCGCCAACUCCCCUCUCAAUACUUUGUGCGCGCGCUGUCAGGAAAGCCACUGCCUCAGGGAACCUCGUGGGUUCUCAACUUUUGCUUCCGUGCCGCAGCCUGGGUGGGCAUCUCGAUCACAGUUGUCGGCGCCGCCGUAGUCUGCUUUUUUAUCUACGACGCUUCUACGUACUUUGAGCACCCCACACAGAGCGAUAUCGAUGUGUCCAAGAUCGCCCUCCAGCCUCGAUGUGGAGGUGAAAAGAACUUGCCCAUUGCUGAGGUCUUUAUCGACGAAGAUGACACAGAAGAGAAGCGGCGCCUGAAGAAUAAGCCACGGCUUGUGAUUCUUGGUGGCGGCUGGGGCGGUGUUGCUCUCCUCAAGGAACUGAACCCGGACGAUUACCAUGUCACCGUUAUCUCGCCGACAAACUAUUUCCUCUUCACUCCAAUGCUUCCCUCGGCCACAGUUGGUACCCUUGAAUUGCGAUCACUUGUCGAGCCUAUUCGACGCAUUCUGAGCCGCGUUCAUGGCCACUUUAUUCGUGCCAAAGCUGCGGACGUUGACUUCUCGCACAAGCUUGUCGAGGUGUCGCAGAUAGAUUCAUUCGGCAACGAUGUCAGCUUCUACGUUCCCUACGACAAACUUGUCAUCGCUGUUGGCUCAGUCACCAAUCCCCAUGGCGUCAAGGGCCUGGAGAACGCCUUCUUUCUCAAAGACAUUAACGAUGCUCGCAAGAUCCGAAACCAAAUCAUUCAAAACUUCGAGCUGGCUUCACUUCCUACCUGCCCUGAUGAGGAACGCAAACGGCUCCUGUCUUUUGUUGUGAGUGGUGGUGGACCUACUGGUGUCGAGUUUGCCGCCGAGCUGUUUGAUCUUCUAAACGAGGAUCUGUCACAACACUUCCCUCGACUCUUGCGCAACGAGAUCUCGGUUCAUCUAAUUCAGAGCCGAGGCCAUAUUCUCAACACAUACGACGAGACUGUGUCAAAGUAUGCCGAGGAGCGCUUUGCCCGGGACCAGGUUGAGGUUCUCACAAACUCGCGGGUCAAGGAGGUUCAACCUGAUAAGAUUAUCUUUACGCAAAAGCAGGAAGACGGCAGCUUGAUUACGAAGGAGCUCCCUAUAGGAUUCUGUCUAUGGUCUACUGGAGUGUCACAGACCCAAUUCUGCCAAAAGUUGGCCAAGAAGCUUAGCAACGCUCAAACCAACCAACGUGCCCUAGAGACGGACACUCAUCUUCGCCUGAACGGCUCACCUCUGGGUGAUGUGUACGCAAUUGGCGACUGUUCUACCGUUCAGAACAACGUUGCCGAUCACAUCAUCACCUUCCUUCGAUCUCUUGCUUGGAAGCACGGCAAAGAUCCUGAGACGUUGCAACUUGGCUUUAGUGACUGGCGCGAGGUUGCUAGCGAUGUCAAGAGGCGAUUCCCUCAGGCCAUCAACCAUCUCAAGCGCCUCGAUAAACUUUUCACCGAGUUCGACAAGGACAAGUCGGGCACACUGGACUUUGAGGAACUUACUGAGCUGCUCCGCCAAAUUGAUAGCAAACUCACCUCUCUACCAGCUACAGCCCAACGCGCUCAUCAGCAAGGACAGUAUCUGGCCCGCAAGUUCAACCGCAUGACUCGUAUGAACGACGCUCUGCGCGCCAAUGAGAUUCGAGAGGGCGAUGUCGAUGCUGCUGUCUUCAAGGCAUUCGAAUACCACCAUCUUGGCAGCCUUGCCUAUAUCGGUAACUCUGCCAUCUUUGAUCUUGGUGAUGGCCGGAACCUGGCCGGUGGACUUUGGGCUGUGUAUGCCUGGCGCUCUGUCUACUUUGCUCAGAGCGUCAGUCUCCGAACGCGUCUUCUUAUGGCCAUGGACUGGACGAAGCGAGGUCUGUUUGGACGAGAUUUGAUGAGUUUCUAAUGUGGGUUUCAUGGCAUGAUUGGAUUCUAGAAUUAUUGGCGUUCAAGCAGGGGACUCGGGGCCCGGAGAAUGAAUGAUGAGAUCGGUUAAAAAGACAUGAUAAUACUAUGUAAAUCCAGGUUUAGAAUACCAAGAUUUUCAUUAAACAGGGUGCCAAGAGGUGGGCUCACACCAAGAAGACCACCGGCGUUUCUAUGGCAUAAAGAAAAAGUUGCAGGAUUCUUUUGUCGCUAAAUAUCAACCAGUGGUAUGCAGCCUCUAUAUCAUAAAGUCCUUGUACGUCCACUUCUCGGUGUACUUGCGCUUGGCCUGCUUCUUGAACGGAAUAUGUCUCCUGCUCUCGACCUUGCCGCGCACCAGCAUGCUUCUGUAUCGGUCUCGGAGAAGGUUGCCCUCGGGCUUGAGCAGACGCAGAGACUCCUGUAGCUCAUCGGGGAGAACCAGCUCAAGGUCUCGCUCAGGGAGCUUGUACUUGCCGAGCUGCUUGCGGCGCAGCUUUUCGUCGCGGAGCUCGCUGACCGAGUCGUCCGAGUCGUUGGCGGCUUCGGCAAGGGCCUUGUUGCGGUCAUUCUCGUCAAUCUCCUCGGCGAUCUCUUUAAUGCGAUGCUCUUGGCGGCGCUGGGCUUUGAUAGCGGCCUUGUGCUUCGCUAGACGCUCCUCCUCCUUCCGACGCUUGAUACGGUUGCGCUGUGCUUGUGUCUUCCUCUG